AUGGAUGUGAAAUGCCAAGGAUGUUUGAACAUCACCACCGUGUUCUCCCACGCCCAAACUGCCGUUACCUGUGACAACUGCUCCACCGUGUUGUGUACCCCAACUGGAGGUAAGGCCAAGUUGACCGAAGGUUGCUCUUUCAGAAGAAAGUAG
This is a messenger RNA of Meyerozyma guilliermondii ATCC 6260, 153 nucleotides long. RefSeq names its product 40S ribosomal eS27 domain-containing protein (gene RPS27). Gene Ontology annotation, cellular component: ribosome; cytosolic small ribosomal subunit. NCBI's taxonomy places the organism in Eukaryota, Fungi, Ascomycota, Pichiomycetes, Serinales, Debaryomycetaceae. Bases 1 to 153 code for a protein of 50 amino acids. The transcript has a single exon. The record is from RefSeq and is a predicted model, not a curated record. Gene Ontology annotation, biological process: ribosomal small subunit assembly; translation. Gene Ontology annotation, molecular function: RNA binding; structural constituent of ribosome.